AUGGAGAUCGACGACAUCUUGGCGGAUUUCGAAAAAGACACGCGCGGGGCCCGCACGGAGUCCUCGGCAGGACUCCGCCAGCAGCUUGUGACGGCCAUGCUCAACGAGCGAAUGGCGCCGGAUCUCUUGCCCUAUAAGCACACGCUCAUGGCCCGCAUUCUCCGGGGAAUUCUGGACCAGCAGCAGUUUUUGCUCGACUCGUACGAGUACGGCGACUCGAACGCCGAGGCGGGCGUCAUCAGUCUGGAUUUCAAGCUCCAGCUCAUGAUCGUGGAAACCGACAUCGAGCGCUUGAGCUAUCUCGUCAGACUAUACAUCCGCACCCGGCUCGCGAAGAUCGACGAGUUCACCAUCUAUUAUAUCAACAAGACCGCAGAGGAACUGCCUGGCGAGCCCUUGUUGUCCGAGCCCGAGCAAAGUUACAUGCACGGCCACUUCAAGAUCUUGAACCAGCUCUAUAACAACAGCUUUUUGAAGAAGUUCCCCAGCUUCUUGACCUUGUUGGACGACACCACAGGCGGGGAAAACAUGAUCACCACCCCCGACCUCGACCGGCCCGUAUUCAUCCGCGUUGUGUGCGACGACACCAUCGUGCUUCACCUUGGAAACGACGAGUUGGAGCUCGUCAAGGACGGGAUAUACGUCGUGCGUUAUCGCUUGAUCAUGAAGUAUUUGGAGUUGGGUGACGUGGUGUUGAUAUAG
This is a messenger RNA of Metschnikowia bicuspidata var. bicuspidata NRRL YB-4993, 702 nucleotides long. It is a transcript of the gene SLD5, whose product is annotated as DNA replication protein. NCBI's taxonomy places the organism in Eukaryota, Fungi, Ascomycota, Pichiomycetes, Serinales, Metschnikowiaceae. Gene Ontology annotation, biological process: DNA-templated DNA replication; double-strand break repair via break-induced replication. The transcript has a single exon. The record is from RefSeq and is a predicted model, not a curated record. Gene Ontology annotation, cellular component: GINS complex. The coding region runs from base 1 to 702 and encodes 233 amino acids.